AUGGCCGAGAUGCUGCAUGAACUGGAGACCAGAGUUGCUGAAAAGAUCAAUGCAGUGGAUGCAGAAGUACAACAACUAGGCCACAGAGUCCACGCGACCCUGCACUGGAGUCCAAGAGCUGCUGUACAGGCAAAAUUAAGUUUUACUAUACUUUCAUAG
Messenger RNA from Pelobates cultripes (western spadefoot toad), 159 nucleotides. Lineage: Eukaryota; Metazoa; Chordata; Amphibia; Anura; Pelobatidae. The record is from the annotation of a GenBank genome assembly.